AUGGAAGGGGCCAGAGCCCCAGCGCCCCAGGAAGAGCUGGAGCUGUCGAUCCUGGAAGAGGAGACGCCUCUCAACAGCCUCCAGAUCCAGCCUUGCUCAGCUGAGAACCCUACCUCGGUCCAGAUGAAAAAAGAAAGUCCCUGGAGUCCCUGUAACAAGACCGUGGUUGGAAAAUGUAAACUGUGGAUGGCCAUUGUCACCAUUUUCCUGUGUUUCACUAUAGUGAUCAUUAUAAGUUUAUGCCUUGUAGGAGUAACUUACAUCGAUGAAGAUGAAAAUGAAAUCCUUGUAUUAUCGUCAAACAAAACCUUCUUCAUCAUGCUCAAGAUUCCAGAGGAGUGCGUUAAUGAAGAGGGAUUGCAUCACUUGCUCACUAAAAGGCUCACGGACAUGUAUAGAGAGUCACCAUCCCUGAGCCGCUAUUUUACUUCUGCUGAAAUCGUGGACUUCAGUGUUGAAAAUGCCACGGUAACCUAUCACUUGCAGUUCGGAGUUCCAGCUGAAGAUGAUGGCUUCAUGGACUACAUGAUGAGCGAAGAGUUGGUGCUUGGCAUCAUGCGGCAGAAUUUCCACGAUAAGAAUGUAUCUAGUUGCGAGAGUCUUGGGCUAGAUCCAGAAUCCCUCUUGCUCUAUGAAUGAAACGGCGGAGGUCGGUCUAUGUCAGAAAGCAGUUUCAGAAUGAAGAGAAUUCAGAAACCUAUCUAGUAGUGACCAGCAGGAGGAGACAGCCCUACUCAUUCGGCACAGAUAGGAAGUCUGGCUCUGUAUCCAGGAUUCCUGAAAGCUGUUGUGUGAGGGGCAUCCUGGCUGGGUUCCAGAGCUCCAUGAGGUCUGGGGUGAAUCAAAGCUUCCAUAGUGUGAGAUUCCUGCUGCCUUGAGGCACUGGCUGCCUCUACUUGCACGUGGAUGCUUUCCCUGUAGCACAAGGAUAGCACCUGGCUUUGUUUUAGGCAGGUUCUGUUAGCCUGCACUGACAGGGCAAGGAGAAAACAAGCAGUCAGGGGAAGGAGAGGGAGCCGAGUCAAUUGCUUAUUCGAGCCCUCUCCUCAUUCACAAUUAUAUCUGCUGGACCUUUAAGUCAAGGGUGGGAGGGAGAGGAAGGUAAUUCCAAGACCUAAAGAGUAUACCUUCAUCUACCCCCACCACCUAUCCCUGGGUGUAUGGACAACUGAGCUCAGGCAUAUGUGUUACAUACAGAAACAUGUUAAUGUUUCUCUUCUCUUCAUUGUUCCUAAGUUGCCUCAGUAUCUUUUUUAGAAAACCCAAGUCUGUGAGUUUUGAACAUGCUGCCAUCUUUUAAGAUUGCCACCAAUUCUGCUUUUUAUUAUUAUUUUAUAUAAAAGCCAUAAAAAGAUCAUUAAGACUGCUUAAUUCCUGCCACUGAUAC
This is a messenger RNA of Phodopus roborovskii (desert hamster), 1387 nucleotides long. RefSeq names its product chromosome unknown C3orf52 homolog (gene CUNH3orf52). Bases 1 to 639 code for a protein of 212 amino acids. Lineage: Eukaryota; Metazoa; Chordata; Mammalia; Rodentia; Cricetidae. The transcript has 6 exons. The record is from RefSeq and is a predicted model, not a curated record.